This is a messenger RNA of Cephus cinctus (wheat stem sawfly), 694 nucleotides long. RefSeq lists its product as uncharacterized. The record is from RefSeq and is a predicted model, not a curated record. Lineage: Eukaryota; Metazoa; Arthropoda; Insecta; Hymenoptera; Cephidae. The coding region runs from base 112 to 408 and encodes 98 amino acids. The transcript has 2 exons.
AUCGACGUACGGAUGAUCGAAUGGGUAUAUAAGCCGGUCGUAGUAAAGGUACAAGCAUCAUUCGACAGUCGUGCAACCCUUGAGUAGCAUCGAAAACUACAAAAAAUCAACAUGAAGUGCAUCGCUUUCGUUCUCCUCGCUCUCGCUGCUUUCGUUAUCGCCGAUAAGCAGCCCUUGGACGCGGAGGCCAUCGAGCCCAACAAGCAGGAAGUCGCCGCGCCGGAAGCACCGCGGGACAAGCGGGGCCUUCUUCUGAGUGCAGCCUACACUGCACCAGUUGCAUACACCUCCUAUGCAGCCCCUCUUGCGUACAGUGCACCCUACACCUACCCCUAUGCCUACUCCGCUUACUCGGCUUAUCCUUACUACGCUGCUGCUGCCUACAGUGCACCCCUUAUCGUGGCCUGAGGAUGUUAUCGAAGACGAGGACCCCUGAUGCUGGUGGAGAAGAUCGAUUGGGGAGGAUCGGUAUUAUUUUUCGAAAUUAUUUCAUGAUAUUAUUUUUUUUUAAAUUGCUCGAUCCGAAAACCCGGCCGUGCUUGGUUAUCCAAGCCGGAAACGAUUGAUUGGAUAUAUUGAACAGAUUGACUGUAUCGGAUCGCAUUAGAAAUUUUGAUAAGCAAUCGAUCUCACGCCAUCUUCAAUUCUGUACAAUGAUGUAAUAUAAUAAAUACGAAACUGAUAUAAACUAAAA